AUCUGGCAACCCAGGCAACAUUUGGCGCCAAAUUGAGCGGGCGAAAUUUUACCGAAUGAAUGUUUUUAUUAUAAAACCGUUCCCAUUUUUAAUUCUGUUGAAAAACGACGUUUGAUUGUGAUGGCUAAUAGCGACUACAAUUCCAGCUCGGCAAAAUCAAAUCGACCUACAUCGAAAAGAGAUGACUUCCUCAACUGGAACGAGUACUUCAUGGCGACAGCCUUCCUAGCGGCAAAACGCAGCAAAGAUCCAAACACCCAGGUAGGAGCCUGCAUCGUUAAUAAAGAGAAGAAAAUCGUCGGGGUGGGCUACAACGGAUUUCCGAUAGGAUGCAGCGACGAUGAGUUUCCAUGGAGCAAAACUUCUGAUGAUGCCUUGGAAAAUAAAUAUUUGUAUGUUUGCCAUGCAGAGGUGAAUGCCAUUUUAAACAAAAACAGUUCGGAUGUUAAAAAUUGCACAAUGUAUGUUGCUCUUUUUCCGUGUAACGAAUGCGCUAAAGUUAUAAUACAAUCACGCAUCCGAGAAAUCGUAUAUAUGUCAGACAAGCAUAACAAUAAAAAUACUACAAUUGCAUCUAAAAAGAUGCUUGAUGCCGCCGGCGUUAAAUAUUGGCGAUUUGUACCAAGAAACAACAUUUUAAUAAAUUUUUCAGAAAUAGACUGGGACAACUUAAAUCAGCUUCCUGCUACUCCAGUCAAAAAUAAGGACAUUCAAAGAUGUAUCAAUAACUCCAAGUAGAAUGUUUUAUAUCAUAAACAGUGAUAAUUUAUUGUUAUAUAUCUCUUCUAUAAAUAUGAUGGGUUUAUAUUUUUUUACAAACGGACAAAUAGUCGUCAAUAAAAUUUGCCAGGGACUGGUACAAAAAUAAA
Molecule: messenger RNA, 869 nt
Organism: Wyeomyia smithii (pitcher-plant mosquito)
Lineage: Eukaryota; Metazoa; Arthropoda; Insecta; Diptera; Culicidae
Product: deoxycytidylate deaminase
Exons: 1
Coding region: 121-738 (205 amino acids)
Biological process (GO): dTMP biosynthetic process; dUMP biosynthetic process
Cellular component (GO): cytoplasm
Molecular function (GO): zinc ion binding; dCMP deaminase activity
Source: RefSeq, a predicted model, not a curated record